AUUCAUCAUCAGGCCAGAAAAUCGAAAUCUAUUCAACAACAACAACGACAAUAUUCACCGACUAUGAUUUCUUCAACAUCGAUUAAUUCAUUACCAUUACCAUUACCACCAUCAUCAACAACAACAACAACAAGUUUUACGAAUCAUAUUUUAUCAAAAUUUAAUGUUCCUUCUACCAGUACAAUACCAAUAAAAAUUAAUGAAAAUUCUUCAACAUCAUCAGAAAUUGCAACAUCAGCAUUAGAAAUUCCAGAACAAGAACGAAAUUUUGCAUUAAAUUCAUUCAAUUUACAAUCAUUAUCUACUGGUAAUAAUUAUCUUAGUCAAUCAUGGAAAAAUGCAUUACAAAUGUCAGCAUUAAAUAUGCCUUCAUUACCGGAUUAUUUUACAUCGGUACCGAUGCCAUCGAUGCCAAAUAUAACAAUGCCUAAUCUACCUUCAAUGCCAACAAUAACAAUGCCAUCAAUGCCUUCGAUGCCAUCAAUGCCUUCGAUGCCCAAUCUUUCAAUGCCAAAUAUUUCGAUGCCAAACAUUAAUCUACCAUCGAUCAGUGAUUUUAUGCCUUUUUAUCUAGGAAAAAAUAUAAAAUCUUGGGAACAAAUUUGUCAAUCAGUACGUGAAGCAAGAAAAAAAUAUACAUCAAUUUGUCCAUCAUUACCAUUUGAUUUUAAUUUUUCAUAUGAUUUAAAACAUGAAAAACUUCGUAUAUAUUUUUUGGCAUCGAUUAAUUCAUUGGAAACAACACUUUAUUACUGUGAUGUUGAUUUGCUCAAAAAUUCAAACAUAAUAACUCAACAACAACAACAACAACAAAACAAUGAAGAUUUAUUUGAUUUUAUUGGUAAUCAUCAACAAUCAUCAUCUAAUCAAUGUGAUUUUCCAAUAGAUAUUGAACAACAACACGAAGAAGAACAAGAAAAUCCAUCAUUAAAACCAGUAAAUUUAUUAUCAUCAUCAUCAUCAUCAACAACAACAUUUCAACAACAAUGUUAUCAACAAAAAAUUGAUAAUGAUAUAAAUUCUGAAACAAAUAUCGAUAUUGCUGAUUGUGAUCUUGAUAAUAAUGAAAGUUCUGGUUCACCUACUUCGAUGACAUUAUCAACACAAUCAUUAUCAUCAUCAAAUUCAGAUGAAUCAUAUAUGAAUACAUCAUUGUUAAGAAAAUCUAUUACAUCACCUACACCAUCAAUUUCAAAUCUAGAUACAAUCGAAUGGAAAUCAUUGAUUAUUAAUCUUGAUGAAUUAAUUAAUCUUGAAUCAUAUUCUCAUCAACAACAAACAAAUAAUGAUGAUGAUGAAUCAUCAUCACAACAACAGCAAUCAUCAUCAUCAACAAAUUCACCAGAAGAAGAUUUAAUUUUACAACGUAAACGAAUAAUUUUGAAUGGAAUAUUUUCCUAUGAUUUUCAUCCAAAAUUAGCAAGAUUUGUUUUUACAAUGAAAAAUGCAAUCUAUUGGUUUGAUGAUAUUGCAAUAACCGAAGAAACUAGUCAUUUAAAAGAUUCGAUUCAUGAAAUGAAUGUUGAAAACAAUGGUGAUAAUGAUGAUGAUAAGACGUCUUCAAUGAAGAAAAAUCAUUUUUGUCCACCAUAUAUACCACGGAAAUUGAUUAAUAAUGAUUUUAUUAAAUUGAAUGCAACAAUAUGUCCACAUCAACCGGAUUUAGUUGCUUAUACUGCUGAUAAUGAUCUUUGGGUUUGUGAUUUGAUUUCCGGGUCGGAAAUUCGUUUGACCAAUACCUACUAUACAAAAACGGCAAUUAUGGCCGGUAGACCUUCGUUUGUAAUGCAAGAAGAAUUUUCUCGUUAUACUGGAUUCUGGUGGAGACCAUCUUAUCGAAACUAUCAAAAUGUUUAUACAAUUCUUUGUGAAUUUGUUGAUGAAUCAGUUGUUGAACGUAUUUCAAUUUCAGGCUGGGGUAAUAUGGAUGAAAUACAUCGUUUUCCAAAACCUGGAUCGACUAAUGCAAAAUCUACAUUAAAACUUGUUCAUUUUGCUUUCAUAAAUCCAAAUGGUGGUGAUGGUGGUCGAUUAAUAGAUCGACAGUUACGAUUAUUAAAAAUUGAAGAUUUACAUGAACGAUUAGAAUCAAUAUAUCCUGAAUAUGAAUAUCUAAUACGAUGUGAUUGGUUGAAUGAUGAUGUAAUAUGGAUACAGCUUUUAAAUCGUCAACAAAAUCAUUUAGCUAUUGUUUUAUAUUCAACAACGGAUAAAUUUCCAUCACAAAUUAUUUAUACUGAAUCACAUCAUGAUCAUUGGUAUAAUUGUCAUGAAAUUUUAUAUUUUUUCAAAAAUAAAUCUUUAAAUAUUGAUAAUGAUGAUUGUAAUAAUGAUAAUAAUCAAGAUGUUAUAUUGGAAGGAAGUAAAAUUGAAUUUUUAUGGUCAUCCGAAUUGAGUGGUUAUCGUCAUUUGUAUAAAAUUUCGGUUGAAAUUGCUGAAUUUCCAUCGAAAAUUUCAUUGAAUAAUAAUGAUGAUGAUUCAAUGGCGAAUAAAGAUGAAAAACCAAUAGAACAAAUAAAUCAUGAAAUGAAAGCAAAAUUAUUGGAAAAUCGUCAAUUAACUAAUGGUAAUUGGGAAGUAUCCGAAUCAAUGUAUUGGAUUGAUGAACAAAAUGAUUCAAUAUUUUUUCUUGGUACACGUGAUAGUCCAUUGGAAAAUCAUCUUUAUGUAAUAUCAUCCAAACAAUCAUCCAGGAUUGCACCUAAACGUCUUUCAAAAGAAGAUUUUACUCAUACUAGAAUUGUAUUUGAUCCGGAAUUUAGAUUCUGUAUAGAUUUUCAAUCAAACGUAUCGAUUCCACCAUUUGCUUAUCUACAUAAAUUAAUAUCACCUGCGGAUAAUCCUACAAAUAUUACUAUAGAACCACAAUAUAUGUUUUUAAAUCUUCCCGAUGAAAUCAGAAUAGAAGAUUCAAUGGAAUAUUAUGAAAAAGUACAAAUUUUGGGUCCGACACCACAUUUAUUUGAAUGUAAAUUACAAAGUGGUGAAUUAAUUUAUGGAUUUCUUUUCAAACCAGAAUUUAUGGAACCAGGUUUUAAAUAUCCAGUGCUAUUGGAAAUAUAUGGUGGUCCAGAAGUGCAAUCAGUUACAAAAUCUUUUAAAGAUUUAAGAUAUCAUCGAAGACAUUUAAUCGCUUCCGAAGGUUAUAUUGUUGUUGGUUUUGAUUCACGUGGAUCAAAACAUCGUGGUGUUGAUUUUGAAAAACAUAUCUAUAAACGUUUAGGACAAGUUGAAAUUGAUGAUCAAGUAGAAGCAUUACAAUGGUUAGCUGAUAAUACUGGAUUUAUUGAUAUGAAUCGUGUUGCUAUUCAUGGUUGGUCAUUUGGUGGUUAUCUUUCAUUAAUGGCUUUAGUUAAACGACCAGAUAUAUUUAAAUGUGCAAUAGCCGGAGCACCGGUUACCAAUUGGUUAUUAUAUGAUACUGGUUAUACUGAAAGAUAUAUGGGAUUACCAACAGACAAUGCAGAAAAUUAUCGACGAAGUAGUAUACUUAGCUAUAUUAAAUACUUUCCAAACGAAUAUAAUCGUUUACUAAUAAUUCAUGGUCUAAUGGAUGAAAAUGUUCAUUUUUGUCAUACAGCACAAUUGAUUCAAGGUUUAGUUAUGGCCGGUAAACCAUAUCAAUUAAGUAUUUAUCCAUACGAACGACAUAGUUUGAAAAAAAUCAACAGUGCUGAACAUUUUGAAGCAACAUUAAUUCAUUUUUUGCAACAAAAUCUUUGAAUGAAAACGUUGAAAAACAAAAAAAAACCAAUUUGUACAAAACAAAAAC
Messenger RNA from Dermatophagoides pteronyssinus (European house dust mite), 3772 nucleotides. RefSeq names its product dipeptidyl peptidase 9. Gene Ontology annotation, molecular function: serine-type peptidase activity; dipeptidyl-peptidase activity. Gene Ontology annotation, biological process: proteolysis. The record is from RefSeq and is a predicted model, not a curated record. Lineage: Eukaryota; Metazoa; Arthropoda; Arachnida; Sarcoptiformes; Pyroglyphidae.